UGCAACAUUGUAUGUGGUACAUAUUAAUAAUGAUAAGAUGUACAAAAAGAAAAGAUGAUUUUAAGUGCGGUUCGAGUAUGUCGUAAGUCAGGGACCACCUGUAUUACAGCAGAAAAUGAGCAAUUUUACCAGUUUAUUCUUCCGGUGACCAAAGACAAACCUUUCUCUUUUUAUCUCUAAACUCAAUCCCAUUUGCUAUCGGAUACCUUUGAGAAUAGCUCAGCUACAGUGUAGUCUCUUAAAAGAUUAAGAUAUUUUCUGGCAACCAAGGCUGUGGUUCAUUAAUCUGUGAUUCUUUUCUUUUGCUCUUUCUUUUAAAGAUAGUGUUUUUAGAAGAAGCAUCUCAACAAGAAAAACUGGCCAAAGAAUGGUGCUUCAAGCCGUCUGAAGUAAGAGAACUGAGCCCCCAAUUUUCAUAAGAAUAUAUGCUGAAGAAAACUGACAUUUAUAGUCACCUGCUUGCAUGCCUUUGGGAUAGAUGGAUUAGAAGAAAGUUUUGGAGGUGGUAUGGAUGAACAUAUCUGUGAGUCUUCACAUCCUUUUGCCCCUCUUUCUGAGGUUGCUUUUGGAGUUAAAUCCAUCAAAAGUGCAGAUCCCAGGAGCCUUGUAAGUGCUACAUACAGAGAAGUGGUAAGGCAAGAAUUUAAACUUUGGUGGAAAACUGAGGUCUUUAAGGGAAAAUCAUAUUUAAAAUGCAAAGUAAUUCUCAUAUCAAACACACAGGAUAUGAGCACUUGAAUUUCUUGAUGUCUCAUGAUUAAAAUACCAUAGAAGAUGAUGUCUCUGACACUAUUUUUAAUAGACUUGGCCCAAUACCCAGUGUACUUAGAGGUCUGUCUCAGCACUAUGUGGAUUUUUAAAAAGUGAAAAUUACAACUGGAGUACCGUGGACAAUCCCUGGAUGGCACGAACGGUUAAGUGCUUGACUACUAGCAGAAUGGUUGACGAUUCAAACCCACCUAGAGGUGCCUUAGAAGAUAGGCCGGGCAAUCUGUUUCCCAAAGGUCACAGCUUUAAAAACCCCAUGGAACACUUCUACUCUGUACACAUGGGGUCGUCGUGAAUCAAAAUGGGCUCAGCGGCAGCUAACAACAACGGUGGGCAAUGUCUUGGCAGGAGUGGAUCAGAUUCUGGCUGGGAGCUACAGACAGGGUUUGUAGGGUUGGGAUUUUGGUGAGACGAGUGAGGCAUUUACCUGAGGCACAAAAUUUAAGGGGAGGAGAUAAAAAAAACUCAGUAAUCAAGACAAAAUAAUAUUUUAAUGCCAUAUUAAAAAAAAAUCAAAAUUCAUGCAAAAAUCCAUGAUGAACAAAAUACCAACAUUUUAAUUAAAGACAGGUUGUUGUUUGUUUUAUGCCCGUGUGUUUUUAUGAACUCUGUUUCCAAAAAUCAGUCAGUAAAAACCAUGUGGAUCCCAAUGGAACAUGAUCCGCAACCGAUCAUGGGGAUUGCGUAGGACCAGGCAAUGUUUUGUUCCAUUGUUCAAGGGGUCCCCAGGAGUUGGGCCCAACUCAAUAGCAGCUAACAACAAAACAAUAGGAACAUUUACAGCUGUCUGAUGACUCAGCCAUAAACCUGUGUGGUGUGAACUAUUAAAUCAUCAUCGAGAUAAAAUGUGAUGUAAAAUAUGGAAAAUGACUAAAGACGUUAUUAAAUUAUUUCUUCUCAUCUUAAUUUCCAGUGAAUUCUUCAUGCCUGGGCUGGUUGAUACACACAUCCAUGCUCCUCAGUAUUCAUUUGCUGGAAGUAACUUAGACCUGCCGCUUUUGGAGUGGCUAACCAAGUACACGUUUCCUACAGAACACAAAUUCCAGAAUAUUGACUUUGCUGAAGAAGUAUAUACCAGAGUUGUCAGAAGAACACUAAAGAAUGGAACAACUACGGCUUGUUAUUUCGGAACAAUUCACACUGACUCAUCCCUGCUCCUUGCGGAAAUUACAGAUAAAUUUGGGCAGCGAGCAUUUGUGGGCAAAGUGUGCAUGGAUUUGAACGACAGUGUUCCAGAAUACAAGGAAACCACUGAGGAAUCAAUCAGGGAAACUAACAGAUUUGUGUCAAAAAUGCUUCAAAGGAAUUAUUUGAGAGUGAAGCCGAUAGUGAUGCCACGGUUUUCUCUUUCCUGCUCUGAGUCUUUGAUGAGUGAACUUGGCAACAUCGCCAAGACUCAUGAUUUACACAUUCAGAGCCACAUAAGUGAAAAUCCUGAUGAAGUUGAAGCUGUGAAAAACUUAUACCCUAAUUAUAAAAACUACACAGAUGUGUAUGACAAAAACAAUCUUCUGACGAAUAAGACAGUGAUGGCGCAUGGCUGCUACCUUUCUGCAGAAGAACUUAACGUUUUCAGUGAACGAGGAGCCUCAAUCUCACAUUGUCCCAAUUCUAACUUAUCGCUGAGCAGUGGCUUUCUAAAUGUGCAAGAAGUCCUGAAACAUGACGUGAAGCUAGGACUGGGUACAGAUGUUGCUGGUGGUUAUUCAUCUUCCAUGCUUGAUGCAAUCAGAAGAGCAGUGAUGGUUUCCAGCGUCCUUUUAAUUAAUAAAGUAAAUGAGAAAAGCCUCACCCUCAAAGAAGUCUUCAGACUAGCUACUCUGGGAGGAAGCCAAGCCCUGGGGCUGGAUAGUGAGAUUGGAAACUUUGAAGUGGGCAAGGAAUUUGAUGCACUCCUGAUCAACCCCAAAGCAUCAGACUCUCCCAUUGACCUGUUUCAUGGGGAUAUUGCUGGUGGUAUUUCAGAGGCUGUUAUCCAGAAGUUCCUCUAUCUAGGAGAUGAUCGAAAUAUUGAAGAAGUUUAUGUGGCCGGAAAGCAAGUGGUCCCGUUUUCAAGCUCCGUGUAAAGACCCUCGGGUUUUUGCGGAUGUUCUUCUGGGACAGCAUGGUCUUGGGUCUCCCUUCUGCCCAGGAGGAGUUAGAAAGUCAAAAAAAAAAAAAAAACAGUACCUUGUUCUUGGGAUAAAUAUCUUUCUGUGUCUAGUUACGCUUGACAAAUCCUUCCAAGGACAUUUGCAUUAAUUCUUAACUCCCUCGUUGGGAGAGUUGAUAAUUUCAUGAAAAUUCCCCCAUCUUGAGCUGUUAUAGAUUUACUUUAAGCUCAAACGUAAGGAAAUGUUUUUGCUGGUGGUCUUAUUAUGAGAUGUAAGUAAAAUCUAUUUCAUGUUUUGAAAUGUGGAGAGAAAAGAUAUUCCUAGAAGGUUAAAUAUUUUGAGCUAAUACAUGUGAAAAUUAGAAACCUGAAAAGCACCAGUGAAAAUAUUUUUGUGAGCGAGUAAAAGACUAUGAACAAAUUUUGGAAAAUCACUUAGGAUUGUGUUUGAAAAUUACGGGCUGAGCAUACUAAUUUACUAAGAGAACUUGCUAAAUUUUAAAAUGUAUUUCUAGAUCGACCUUGUGUUCUGGAAACUUAAAAGAAUUUGCAGUUCAGUAUAGUUGUGCUUUACCUUCUUUGGGGUGAAAUGUUGGAAAUUGAAUGCCAUAUCCUUUCUCAAUGUAAUCCUGUGCUUGAGAGUGUUUGACAGAAGUGAGUAUUCAAGAUUUAAAGUCUCUUAGGAAUAUUCCUCAUAUAACUAUGUGGCAUAAAUAGUUGUAUUUUUGUGUACUUUAAAAUCACCUUGAUUUAUAGCUGUGUGAUGUUAUUGCUUCAGUUUUAUUAGAAGAGAAAGCAAUUCCAUAUUCCACUGUUGUGUAAACUGGAGUCUUCAUAAGUUGCAGCGAGUGGUGGACAUCUAGUUGUCAAUACUAAGAGGAAGGAUUCCAUGACAGUGGUCUAUUCUACCCAAGUACUAUACGAUAGUUCCUGGAAAUUUCAUACACAGAUAUGAAUCUGCUGAAAUUUUAAAAUAAAGGACAAACCCUGUUAAAGAAAUAUUAUUAAAAAUCUGUAAGCCCUGCCUAUUGAAUGCACUCCAUUUCCCAGUUUUAUGCAGUUGUCUGUUUUAUUCCUUACACUUUUCAGGACAUUAGAAUUUUAGAAUAACAACAACAACAAAAAAGUACAUGCCCCAUUUUAUGGUUAUACUAAUUUGUAUUAGACACAUAGGAACAUUAAACAAAGCAAAGAACAUUUUAUACUUCUUAGCUAAUAUAGAGUGCUUUCCCAUAACCUAGAAUUAAAACCAAAUUAUGACCUUAUAAUGAAUCCUUGAAAAGUAUUGAUAUGAAUAUGUAAUUUAAAUCCCACACAUUUCUCAUUUAAUCCCGAAUACUAUAAACCAACAAGGAAGAGGAAUAGUUUUUCUUAAUAUAUCGUAAUGCUUGUUUCUAGAACCUAGGUGAGACUUCUUAAUAUUGCCUCAUGGUAAAGAACUUUAUGUAAUAUGGCUAACUCCAUAUUUACAGAACUAAGAACACAGUCCCUCCUCCUAUACUAUAAAUUCUAUUUUCACAUAUUCAUGCUAAUUCACACUAAUUUACCCAGUUUUUUUUUUCCUGGUAGACUAACAACACUAACAGAAACACUUUUAGAUUUGAUUUAAUACACUAAAUCUAAAGAUGGAACACAUUUUUGGUUGUAUUUUUUAAAAAAUAACAGAAUUAGUGUUGUGGGGUGCUACGUAACUCAGCAAAUCCAAUUUCAGCCUCUUAUUUCCAGUAUUGUUAAUGCCUGAUCCAUGUCAAAGAUGCUUUGCCAGAUUUCUCCUCACUUCUCUAUAGUGCCAGCAGGUGUUGGCUGCUCUGACUUCCAACCCCUGCCAGAGGAGCUUGGUUAUGUGGUGUCUAACCCAAUGGAGUAGACUCAGGGAUUCAGUGAAAUGGACAAGAGUUACUAAUAGGCAACAGAUACUCCCAACAGUUGCAAGAUCUUAUACUUUUACCUUUCUUAAGCAUAGACAUUUUGAUGUUGAACAUCAGAUUUCAUUUAGAUUUAGGUUCCACAUGCAGUAAAUACAAAUGUGUGCCAUCAGAAGCAGGAAGAAUGGCCAUUUACAACCAAUCUGUCAAACAUUAGAUUUAGCCUUGAUAGUAUGCUAAGACCUGCAUAUCAUUUGUAGGAAGAAUAGAAUGUGUUGAAAUGUUUGUAUGUACUUUGAUCUCCCUGCAUCCCUAUAGCUUAUAUGUUUUCUUCCUCCAAGUGCAGUGUUCCUGAAUGUUGCAUAUGCUCUUUGCAGUAUUACAGACAUUAGCCAUUCUUGUGGCCAGAUGUUCCACAUUUUGAAAUGUUGCCUUUGCCUAAUGUAGGUUGACUUUCUUUAUUGUGGAGAGGCCGUAUUCUAAGCCAAUCCUAGUUGUCACUUUAUCCUUGAAUACUUUGCUGUCUGACAGGAAAGAAAGAGUUAACACUUAUCAGCCCCCUCACCCCACCCCACACCAUUUCAUGGUAUUUUUUAAUGGAAUGCACUUUGAAAGGUAAAAAUGUUUUCAAUAAUAGUGACUAUCAUAAAUUUACGAAAUAUUUUCUUGCAACCAGAACACAAAAGCAAACAGCUUCUUUUUUUUUUUUUU
Molecule: messenger RNA, 5436 nt
Organism: Trichechus manatus latirostris (Florida manatee)
Lineage: Eukaryota; Metazoa; Chordata; Mammalia; Sirenia; Trichechidae
Gene: GDA
Product: guanine deaminase
Exons: 13
Coding region: 1635-2834 (399 amino acids)
Biological process (GO): guanine catabolic process
Cellular component (GO): cytosol
Molecular function (GO): guanine deaminase activity; zinc ion binding
Source: RefSeq, a predicted model, not a curated record